Messenger RNA from Adelges cooleyi (spruce gall adelgid), 1051 nucleotides. It is a transcript of the gene BCL7-like, whose product is annotated as B-cell CLL/lymphoma 7 protein family member B. NCBI's taxonomy places the organism in Eukaryota, Metazoa, Arthropoda, Insecta, Hemiptera, Adelgidae. The record is from RefSeq and is a predicted model, not a curated record. The transcript is spliced from 4 exons. The coding region runs from base 223 to 624 and encodes 133 amino acids.
AUACAUAUUUUAUUUAUUGUCGUUGUGUUUGUGUUUGUUUACACCGCGCGUUAUCCGCAAUUUCGCCCCGUGUACGGAUCGCCGGGCUGUUGGCCAUUUUCGAUGCUCGCAAACCCUUUUCCAGCCACAGCUGUUGGUGGGAAAGUGCAUUAAAUCCUCCGUCCACCGCCGCCGCCGUUUGUUUCCAGCGUCGCACCAACGUUCGGUUGUGUUGGGCAGAUUAUGAUGUCUCGGUCGGUGCGAGCAGAGACCAGAAGCAGAGCCAAGGAUGACAUCAAGAGAGUAAUGCAAGUGGUGGACAAGGUCCGCCGAUGGGAAAAGAAAUGGGUAACGAUCGGAGAGACUACCAUGAAAAUUUACAAAUGGGUUCCGAUAAUAUCCAACGAUCAGAAAAAGAAGUCCAAGGAGCAUUCGCACGCCAACAAGGAGAACAUAUUGGGCAAGAGACCGAUGGAGAUGCCGUCGAAUUUCGUCGCCAUGGCCGACGACUCCAACACUUCCUUCUCGGUGAGCGAUUCCCAUUCUCAAGAACCCACCGAAUUCGUGGCUCACCAAUUGACCUUUUCGGAGGAUUCAAAUUCGCAGAGCAGCGAACCGCCGACCAAACAACUGAAAACUGAAUGAAACAAACAAACAAAAAAAACCGCCACCCCCUCUCCCGAGUACAAAAUAAAAUAUUUCCUAAUCGAAAUCGCAAAAAUAAGUUGUUUUACAAAAACGCAAAUACAAAAAAAAUAUAAUGAAAAUCCACAACUCGCUCCUUCCCACCCCCCGCCAACCGUGUGUCUUCUUCAACCCGUCUUGCUUCUGACUUACUUGUUUUUUUUUAUAUAAUACAAUCAUUACCUAUUAACCGUUUUCGUUUUUUUUUUGUCUAUUUGUAAUUUAUUGUAAAAAAAAAUAAAAAAAACGCGAAACUACCUCUAUUUAUUAUUACUUUUUUAAAUUUAUAUCGUUUAAAAUAGAGAAUAAAACUUUUGUACUUUUAUCGCCCUCUCACCCCCCCCCCCCCUUUCUAUGUCCCCUUCCCCCUGACCAUUUUUUGACGAAU